UCCGGUUGGACACAGUAUGGGCUCAAGGCUGACAGAUAGCAGGCGGACAGUCACCGUGUGACAGGAUGCAUAUCGCGGAUUUUGUGUCCGGAUCAUUCGCAGGAGCGUGUGGCGUGGCGGUGGGAUACCCUCUGGACACCGUGAAGGUCCGGAUCCAAACCCAGAAACAGUUCACGGGAGUGUAUCAGUGUGCGGUGGCCACGUUCUCUAAUGAAGGGGUGCAUGGCUUCUUUAAAGGCAUGUUCCUGCCCCUUGCCACGGUCUCCAUGACUUCUUCGGUGGUGUUUGGCACGUACAGGAACUGCCUGCAGUGCCUGAGCCAGGCGCGAGGAGCCGCCGGAGGCUCCAACACCAAACUGGAGGUGUUUCUGUCUGGACUGGCAGGCGGCAUCGCUCAGACGUCGGUGAUGUGUCCCGGUGACAUCGUGAAGGUCCGUCUGCAGUGUCAGACUGAGUCCAAGCGAGGGGGAACCAAACCGAAGUACCGCGGCCCGGUCCACUGCCUGCUGAGCAUCACCAAGGAGGAGGGCUUCAUGGGGCUCUACAGAGGGGCUCUGCCGCUCAUGCUCAGGGACGGGCCGUCCUACGCAACGUACUUCCUCACUUACGUAACCAUCUGCGAGUGGCUGAUCGACAGCAGCCGGAAAACGCUAGACUGGAGUGCGGUGAUGCUGGCCGGAGGGAUAGCCGGGAUGGCGGGCUGGACUGUGGGAACGCCGAUGGACGUGAUCAAAGCCCGCCUGCAGAUGGACGGCUCGCGGGACAACAGGCGGUACAGGGGCUUCUGGCACUGCGUCACCGAGACGGUGAGAGCGGAGGGAGCCGGGGUUUUCUUCAGGAGUCUGAGCAUCAACUGUCUGCGAGCGUUCCCCGUCAACAUGGUGGUGUUCUUCACCUACGAGGUUCUCACCGGUUUGCUCCGAGCUGGACCCGAGAGCGUCGACCCGCCCGUAGGGAUGGAAUAACGUCAACUACCUCCGGUCACAUCGUGUUAUAUCACCUCUGUGGUUUUACUUUGUACAUUGCAUUGCGACAUUUCCACUGAAUGAUUGUUGAAUCUGUUACAUGGCACACGUACAGGCAUUGAUCAGGCAUUGAUCAGGCAUUGAUCAGGCAUUGAUCAGGCAUUGAUCAGGCAGUGAUCAGGCAGAGGGAGCUCAUUCUAACGCUCACAGAGGAACCACAUCAGUAUUAGCUGAGCACAGAGACUGUACCAGGAUCCGUCUCACCACUAGAUGGCCUCCCAGACCAGCUUCUUACAUAUUUUUAUGAAUCACAACAGAGUGUGUGCCUGUAGGGGGGCAGUGCACCACCAAAGCUCUGUGAGAAGUCCAGUACCAGGCCCGCUCCAAGGCCUGGACUCUACAACGAGCUGCAGUACGCACAGUUUAGCGAGUAUGCUACCCGUCCAGGUCCGAGCCACGUCCACCAAACUGUACAGCUGGACAAUCUGGCCUAAAUGUUUUAAUGACCCUGUUGAACUGGAUUAUUUAUUAAAGAAUUGUUUUGCAUAUCGCUGCACAGGACCAGAGGCAAAGCAAGAGUCCGUUUAUGCACAUUGUUCUCAUCAGUGUCUCACACAUUCACAGAUUUCUUGUUUUGUCUCCACACAUAUUGAGUCUCUAACAGGGUGAACACCGCUCAUGAAUGAUGUUUCUUGUAAUUUAUUUGCAGCAGUGUGAUGACGAUGAUGCUCGUGUGCCUUCUGGAAUAAAGGUGGAAUAAGUGA
Molecule: messenger RNA, 1729 nt
Organism: Stegastes partitus (bicolor damselfish)
Lineage: Eukaryota; Metazoa; Chordata; Actinopteri; Pomacentridae
Product: solute carrier family 25 member 47-A-like
Exons: 6
Coding region: 66-965 (299 amino acids)
Biological process (GO): transmembrane transport
Cellular component (GO): mitochondrion
Molecular function (GO): transmembrane transporter activity
Source: RefSeq, a predicted model, not a curated record